GCGGCCGGCCCGGAAGUAGAGCUACGGCGGUGAGGCAAGAUGGUGGCAACCAAGAGGAAACGGCGUGGGGAUUUGGCGGUUCAGGCGAAGAAGCCAAAAAGAAACGAAAAAGAUGCCAAAUCUUUAUCUAAGUCGCCCGUCAAGGCAGAAGAGGUGGAGGAAGAAGAGAAAGACCGUAUCCCAGGUCCCGUUUGCAAGGGCAAAUGGAAGAAUAAGGAACGGAUUCUCAUUUUUUCUUCUAGAGGAAUAAAUUUCAGAACAAGACAUUUAAUGCAGGACUUGAGAAUGUUGAUGCCUCAUUCUAAAGCAGAUACUAAAAUGGAUCGUAAAGAUAAGUUAUUUGUGAUUAACGAGGUCUGUGAAAUGAAAAACUGCAAUAAAUGCAUCUAUUUUGAAGCUAAGAAAAAACAGGAUCUCUAUAUGUGGCUUUCAAAUUCACCUCAUGGGCCAUCUGCCAAAUUCCUUGUUCAAAACAUUCAUACCCUGGCUGAAUUAAAGCUGACAGGAAAUUGUUUGAAAGGUUCUCGGCCCCUUUUGUCUUUUGACCCGGCUUUCGAUGAAUUGUCACACUAUUCAUUGUUAAAAGAACUCUUAAUUCAGAUUUUUAGUACACCCAGAUAUCAUCCCAAAAGCCAACCAUUUGUGGACCAUGUGUUUACUUUCACCAUUUUGGAUAACAGAAUAUGGUUUCGGAACUUUCAGAUCAUAGAAGAAGAUGCUGCUCUUGUAGAAAUAGGACCUCGUUUUGUCUUGAAUCUUAUAAAGAUUUUUCAAGGAAGUUUUGGAGGACCAACUUUAUAUGAAAAUCCUCACUACCAGUCACCAAACAUGCAUCGGCGUAUCAUAAGAUCUAUCACAGCUGCAAAAUACAAAGAGAAACAGCAAGUGAAAGAUGUGCAGAAACUGCGAAAGAAAGAGCCAAAGACUAUUCUUCCACAUGAUCCCACUGAAGAUGUUUUUGUUACACCAGCUGAGAAAAAACCAAUAGAAAUACAGUGGGUAAAACCAGAGCCAAAAGUCGAUUUGAAAGCAAGAAAAAAAAGGAUUUACAAAAGGCAAAGAAAAAUGAACCAGAAGGUGAACAGUGGGAAUGCAAAAUGAAUCAAUGGAUAAAGAUUUGUUUUUCAGUUGUUGUGUAUUUAUUUUGUAUUGAGUAUGUAAAUACUUUUAUCUAGGACUACCUUUUGUCUAAUUAGUGUACCAUUUAAAAGAAAAAAAUCUUAAAAAUCAGUGAUGCUUAUCAUUUUCCAAAUAAAAUAUCACCAGAACUCAUCAGUUAA
Marmota monax (woodchuck) is the source of this 1280-nucleotide messenger RNA. It is a transcript of the gene Brix1, whose product is annotated as biogenesis of ribosomes BRX1. The transcript is spliced from 10 exons. Gene Ontology annotation, molecular function: rRNA binding. The record is from RefSeq and is a predicted model, not a curated record. Bases 40 to 1101 code for a protein of 353 amino acids. Gene Ontology annotation, cellular component: nucleolus. Gene Ontology annotation, biological process: rRNA processing; ribosomal large subunit assembly. Lineage: Eukaryota; Metazoa; Chordata; Mammalia; Rodentia; Sciuridae.